AUGUCACCCAAGGUGAAGACCAAGAUUGUCAAAGACGUCACUCAGCUUGUCCUGGCGCGACGAACACGAAUGUGUAAUUUUCUGGAAUACAAGGAUACCAAGGUAGUCUACCGACGCUACGCCUCGCUAUUUUUCGUUUGUGGGAUUAGUUCGGGAGAUAAUGAACUCGUUACCUUGGAAAUUAUUCAUCGCUAUGUAGAGGUAUUGGAUCGAUACUUUGGGAAUGUCUGCGAGCUAGAUCUGAUUUUCAACUUUCAGAAAGCCUACGCAAUCCUGGACGAACUGAUCAUCGCAGGCGAACUCCAAGAGUCAUCUAAAAAAUCAGUUCUCCGAGUCGUUGCCCAAUCGGAUUCUAUUGAGGAGACUGAAAAUAGUGAGGACAGCCUGGCGCGACUGGGCUCUCGAAGUGGAUAA
Molecule: messenger RNA, 414 nt
Organism: Rhizoctonia solani
Lineage: Eukaryota; Fungi; Basidiomycota; Agaricomycetes; Cantharellales; Ceratobasidiaceae
Product: clathrin adaptor complex small chain
Exons: 6
Coding region: 1-414 (137 amino acids)
Biological process (GO): vesicle-mediated transport; protein transport
Cellular component (GO): intracellular membrane-bounded organelle; AP-1 adaptor complex
Molecular function (GO): clathrin-cargo adaptor activity
Source: RefSeq, a predicted model, not a curated record